CGUAAACUUAAUAAAAAACUGGAAACUCAAAAUAUGACUUUACAUGAAAGCUUUUCAAUAAUUGACGAAAUCAAAGAAAAAAUUAAUUCUAUUCCUGGGCCAAAAGGUGCAACACUUACUACAAAAUUAAAUGAGCUUUCCAAUAAAAAUAAAGGUCUAGAAAUUCUACGAAAAAUAAAUGCAGUACUAUCAGGCGAAAACGUUCAGCUCGAAGAUGUUUAUCAAGACCCGAAAAUAAUAAGUUGCUUCAAAUAUGCCCCAACAACUUCGGUUGACGUCGAACGUUCGUUUUCAGUAUUUAAAAAUAUGUUAACUGAUAAACGUCAUAGCUUCACAGAAGAAAAACUUGAAAUGCAUAUGAUCAUUCAUUUUAAUAGUAAAUAA
Messenger RNA from Myzus persicae (green peach aphid), 384 nucleotides. RefSeq lists its product as uncharacterized. The transcript has a single exon. NCBI's taxonomy places the organism in Eukaryota, Metazoa, Arthropoda, Insecta, Hemiptera, Aphididae. The record is from RefSeq and is a predicted model, not a curated record. Gene Ontology annotation, molecular function: protein dimerization activity. The annotation marks the transcript as partial.